UGCAUAUACUGUUUUCAAACUUUAGUUGACUUUUUAAAAAUAAGUAAAAAAAACGGUUUGGAUGCAAGACUUGCAUAAUGGGUAAUGGUGAGUCUACGAGUCGUCGUAUAUCAAUGCAAAGAUCUGAUACUGGCACAAUUCAGAUAUCAGAAAAUGUGAUGUUGCAACUAAAGGGACAAGACAAAGCGUCAAAUGUGGAUAGUGAUAAGGUUUUAGUAAAAGACAAUGAACACCUAAUUUCUGAAAAGGAGCUUCAAGGAAUGCUUGAGCAUGCUUUCCAACAGGGAAAAAGUUAUGGCAUGAACAAGAUGAAAAGUGGAACAGGUACUAAAUCCAAUGUGGUUCAGAAUCUAAAUGGUAAUGUCUAUCAGCAAAAACUUCACGAGCUUGAAUCAUUUUGGGAAAAAAGAUUGGCUGAAGAGCGAGAGCGUGCUGAGAAACAAAUGUCAGCUAUUAAAAAAACUUACAGUGAGAAUGUCAAAAAAAACUUUGGUUCGACCUCUUCACUGGAACUCCAAGAAGAAGUUGAUAGGCUGACUAAAGAAAACAAAGCCAUGCUGUCUAAGUUUUCAAAACGCGAGAAAGAACUAAAGGACGAGUUUAACUACAGUGUGCAAGAGCUGGAAUGUAAAAUAAAGCCGUUGCAACAGUCACCAAUAUGUAACGACAAACAAAGUAAAGUAUUAGAAUGUUAUAAGCUGCACAAACAACAACCACUAAAAUGUUCACAAGAAGUUAAAGAUUUCGCACAGUGUGUACAGAACGCGAGGCUGGAAAAUAUACAUAUGUGUACUGAGUGAUAGGUUGGCAAGAACAUUAUGCAGAAGAAAUUGUUGAGUAACGGAAGCUGAAUAGCAACACGCUUAUUGAAAUUGUAAACUAUAUGUAAGAUCAAAUGUAAAGAUUGAUGUAAAAAAAUCUAAAUUUUUAUUUAA
Messenger RNA from Hydractinia symbiolongicarpus, 935 nucleotides. Its product is annotated as MICOS complex subunit mic25a-like. Gene Ontology annotation, cellular component: MICOS complex. Bases 78 to 800 code for a protein of 240 amino acids. Lineage: Eukaryota; Metazoa; Cnidaria; Hydrozoa; Anthoathecata; Hydractiniidae. The record is from RefSeq and is a predicted model, not a curated record. Gene Ontology annotation, biological process: inner mitochondrial membrane organization. The transcript is spliced from 8 exons.